Molecule: messenger RNA, 807 nt
Organism: Purpureocillium lilacinum
Lineage: Eukaryota; Fungi; Ascomycota; Sordariomycetes; Hypocreales; Ophiocordycipitaceae
Source: RefSeq, a predicted model, not a curated record
AUGGCUCCGUCUGGCAAUGCUCUGCUAUGCCUGCUGGCACUCGCCGCCACUGCGGUCGCGAGCCCUCUGCAGGCUGCUCCGACACCUGUCGCCGGGGUUGUAGACACCGUGAAAGACAUCGUGGACCACGCCUUGGGCGCCUUGAACCCCGCCACGACCGUCGCGGAGAAGGCUGCGAUGGUGACCCCCACGGACGGCGCAAACGCGCAGUGGGCCGGUGAGAUGACCAUCACGCUUCAGAACCGCCACGAGCGUGGCAUCAAGACGCGCCAUGUCGUGGGCUAUGGAGCGCCCGCUCCCCACGGAAACCCAGGGACCGGCGUCAUCCCCAAGAAUGGGGAGUCUGUGUUCACUGUUCCCCGAGGCUGGAACGGCAACGUUGUCAUCAACGACGAGAACUAUCCCGUCGACACUGGUGACGAGUCACAGCUUGAGGGUAGCUUCAUGAACCAGGGCCAGGGCGAGCGAGGCGACAUCAACGUCAGCUACGUCAACGGCUACUCCGUCCCCAUUGUCUGCAGAUGCAACGAGAACAACAUCUGGACUGGGUGCAGCAAGAACCUGUGGAACUACGGAAAGUGCCCUAACGACAACUGGAAGCACUCGUGCCGCAACGACGCGCGCAACAACGGCUGGAACACCCAGCCCGCCGCCUUCUUCACGCCGUGCCGCGGAGACGGCGGUGCCUACACCUUCCCUGCCGACGACAAGGCCAACAACCUCAACGCCAAGUGCUCUCAGGAGCGGUACACGUGCUGCGCCGGCUACUUCUGCCCGGCGAACCCGGCUGAGGGCGGCUUCCACUAA